AUGGCCGAAAACGGCACGCUCUCACGGAUAUUGAACCAGCUCAGGCGGGCCAUCGGCGCCGCGCCUGAGCCCGAUCCCAUGCGCGCCGAACAGGUCGCGGCGCUUGUCUGGCGCAAGGCCGGCAAGAAGAAGGCCGAGGUGCUGCUGAUCACCAGCCGCGGCACCGGUCGCUGGAUCCUGCCCAAGGGAUGGAUCGAAACCGGCGAAUCGAUGGGCGAGGCCGCCGCGCGUGAAGCCUGGGAAGAAGCCGGCAUCGAGGGCAACGUGACCGGCGAGCCGGUCGGCACCUACGAUUACGACAAGCUCGAGGAUGACGGUCAGGCGAUCGCCUGCCGGACCCAUGUGUUCGCGCUGGCGGUCACCCGUCAGGCCAAGGACUGGCCCGAACGGGACGAGCGCGAGCGCAAAUGGGUGCCCGCCGCGGACGCCGCCGGCAUGGUCGAAGAAGCCGAGCUGAAGGUGCUUCUGGACGCAUUUGCCACCGGCUGGAAGAAAAUGGCGGCCUGA
Messenger RNA from Effrenium voratum, 507 nucleotides. Lineage: Eukaryota; Dinophyceae; Suessiales; Symbiodiniaceae. The record is from the annotation of a GenBank genome assembly.